AUGUUCCAGGCCCUCUACACUAGUGCUGAGUUCCGCUGUCUUAUUCUUUUCAUUUGCCUUUUCUAUGGGACAUCCUCCGAUCUCCUUUACUGGGGGAAUGGAGGGGUGACCACCAUUCACUCGGAGCGCGGGACCCGUCAGGGCGACCCGCUCAGCCCGUUCCUGUAUGCACUCACACAGCGCAUGGCUCUAGAGCUAGUUCUAGCUGAGGGCGAUGUCCAGCUAUGGUCAUACGCAAAUGACACUUACGUACUGGGCCCUCCUUCCAAGGUGCUACACCACAUCGCAGAGAUUGUGAGGCACUUGCGCGAGCUGGGCCUUGCGGUCCAGCCACACAAGUGUCUCGUCUACGGUAGGGAUUUUGUGACUUCCAGAGAGGUGGAGGCAUUCACGAGUCUGGAGAUCGAGGUCGCUCGCAGAGGACUCACCGUUACGGGAGUGUCGGGCGGAGGUGCAGGCGCGUGGUUGACGGCGGUGCCGUACGCAGACUCGCUGCGCAUCCCAGAGGCGCAGUGGCAGGUGGCCUCAGCUUUCCGUCUCGACCUCCCUAUCCCCCAACUAGCCCUCGCAGGUCGGUGUUCUUGUGGGCACGCGAUCGACGACAUGACGGAACCUCACCACGUGGUGCGGUGCUCCCGCUUCGGCGUCACCACGGUCAUCCACGACACCGUGACAUACAUGCUUUGGGACUUUGCUUCUCAGGCAGGUUUCGCGGUGAAGGUGGAGGACACCACUUUGAUUCUGCAUCUGGAGGCAGCUAGAGCGCGACUGCAGGGACUCUCGGGGACGGGGGACGGGGUACCGAGACAGUCAGGGGCACCGUGGGGAUAG
This is a messenger RNA of Closterium sp. NIES-65, 831 nucleotides long. NCBI's taxonomy places the organism in Eukaryota, Viridiplantae, Streptophyta, Zygnematophyceae, Desmidiales, Closteriaceae. The record is from the annotation of a GenBank genome assembly.